UCUGUCUUUGUCUUUGUCUUUGGAUUUUCACCGAUGCCCGUUUCCGACCAUGGCGGCCAGGUCGCCACGCCGGCCGAGUUUGUGAAAAAGUUUGGCGGUCCGCUCGCACGCACCAUUGACAAAAUCCUCAUUGCGAACAACGGCAUUGCAGCGGUCAAGUGCAUCCGCUCGAUGCGCCGAUGGCUGUACGAGACGUUCGGAAACGACCAUGUGAUCAAGUUCCUGGUCAUGGCGACGCCCGAGGACAUCAAGGCCAACGCAGAGUACAUCAAGAUGGCAGACCAGUACAUCCCCGUGCCAGGCGGCACCAACAACAACAACUACGCCAACGUCGAGCUGAUUGUCGAAAUUGCAGAGCGACACGGUGUGCACGCAGUGUGGGCCGGCUGGGGCCACGCGUCGGAAAACCCAAAGCUGCCCGACGCGCUCGACCGCCUGGGCAUUGCCUUCAUUGGCCCGCCCGGCAGCGCCAUGCGUGCGCUCGGCGACAAGAUUUCGUCGUCCAUUGUGGCACAGUCUGCAGACGUCUCGACCCUGCCCUGGAGCGGCUCGGGGCUGACCAUCCCCUGCCUCACCGAGGAGCAGAUGCGCGCGGGCCACCACCUCACGGUGCCGCACGACAUUUACCUCAAGGGCUGCGUCCAAGACGUGAGCGAUGGUCAGAUCUCGGCCAAGCGCAUUGGCUACCCGAUCAUGAUCAAGGCCGCCGAGGGAGGUGGUGGCAAGGGCAUCCGUCGCGUCGAGCACGCCGACGACUUUGCGCAACUCUUCCGCCAAGUGCAGUCCGAGGUGCCCGGCUCGCCCAUCUUUUUGAUGAAGCUCGCCACCAAGGCCCGCCACCUCGAGGUGCAGCUUCUCGGAGACAAGUAUGGCCAGUGCGUUUCGCUCUUUGGCCGCGACUGCUCCGUCCAGCGCCGCCAUCAAAAGAUUAUCGAAGAGGGCCCGGCCACGAUUGCCAAGCCUGACGUGUUUACAGAGAUGGAGCGCGCAGCUGUGCGCCUCGCCCGCCUGGUGGGCUACGUCUCUACAGGCACGGUCGAGUACCUCUACACGCCCGAGGACGAGUCGUACACCUUCCUCGAGCUCAACCCGCGUCUUCAGGUCGAGCAUCCGUGCACAGAAAUGAUUGCCGACGUCAACCUGCCCGCUGCUCAGCUGCAGAUUGCGAUGGGCAUCCCCCUACACAACAUUAAGGACAUUCGUCUGCUGUACCAGCAAGACCCGGCAUCGCAGGCCCCCAUCGACUUUGCCAACGUCUCGCCGCACCCGCCGAACGGUCACGUUAUUGCCUGCCGCAUCACGGCCGAAAAUCCCGACGAGGGCUUCAAGCCGUCCUCUGGUCUGAUCAAGGAGCUCAACUUUCGCUCGAGCAAGAACGUCUGGGGCUACUUUUCAGUGUCGGCGUCUGGCGGUCUGCACGAGUUUGCCGAUUCGCAGUUUGGCCAUCUCUUUGCCUGGGGCGAAAACCGCGAGGAGGCACGCCGGCACAUGGUUGGUGCGCUCAAGGACAUUUCCAUUCGCGGCGAUUUCCGCACCACGGUCGAGUUUUUGCUCAAGCUGAUCGAGACGGACAACUUCCGUGGCAACUCGUUCGACACUAGCUGGCUCGACUCGCUCAUCAAGAGCAAGGUCACUGCCGAGCGCCCAGACACACUGCUCGCCGUCAUUUGCGGCACCGUGCACAUUGCCGAUGCCUUCUUCCAAGAGCGCAUUGAUUCCUACCGACGAUCGCUGGAGCGUGGCCAGAUUCUCAGUCGCGACUUUUUGAAAAACUCGACCAUUGUCGACAUUAUUUACGACAAUGUCAAGUACCAGAUCGAGGCCGUUCGCUCGGGACCCAACGCCUACGUGCUCGGCACCAACGGCUCGUACGCCGAGGUUGACAUGCACCGACUCUCGGACGGCGGCACGCUGGUCUUGUUUGGCGGCCACUCACACGUCACCUACAUGAAGGAGGAAAAGAGCCGCUAUCGCGUCACGGUCGACUCGAAGACGUGCGUCUUUGAAAAGGAGAACGACCCGUCCUUUUUGCGCACGAGCUCGCCUGGCAAGAUGAUUCGCCACCUCAUCCCCGAGGGCGAGCAUGUCAAUCCCGGCCAGCCAUUCGCCGAGAUUGAGGUCAUGAAGAUGAUCUUGCCCCUCAUUUCGAACGAAGCCGGUCUGCUGCACCACCUCAAGCUUCCCGGCACCGUGCUCGAGGCUGGCGAUGUUGUGGCAACGCUCACCCUGGACGAUCCUUCCCGCGUCCAGCGCGCCAGGCCGUUCGAAGGCACGCUUCCGGCGUCGCAAGACCUCCAAAUCCGCAGCGAGAAAAUCCACCACACCUUCCGCCGCGUCAAGACGGCGCUCGAGAACAACCUGGCUGGCUUCAACUACCCAGACUCGAUCUUCUCUGCCCGUCUCAACCUGCACAUCCGCGAGUACUUCAACGCGUUGCAAGACCCGCGACUCCCCCUGUUUGAGCUGCAAGAAGUGCUGGCUGCUCUCUCGGGACGCAUCCCCGCGCGCAUUGAAGAGCUCAUCAACGGCCUGCUGAUUCAGUACACAAACAGCUUGAACUCAAUGUUUUGCGCCUUCCCCACGCAGCAGAUUGCGAGCGUGAUUGACAUGCACGCUGCGUCGCUGUCCUCGGACGCCGACCGCACGACCUUCUUCACCGUGGUCGAGCCCAUCAUCCAGCACAUUCAGCACUACCGCAACGGCAUCCGCGGCCACUCCAAGGCGGCCGUCGCCAGCCUGCUCCGCGCCUACCUCGAGGUCGAAACAGUCUUCAACAUUGACAAGCCCUACGAAGACAUUGUCUACUUGCUCAAGGAGCAGCACCGCACGGAUGUCAACGCCGUUGUGCGCAUGGUCAUGUCGCACCACCACGUCGAGUCCAAGAACACGCUCAUCCUGUCCAUCUUGAAGAACCUGUCGCACCGAGAGGGCUCCUUCACUGCGGACGACCGCAGCUUGCUCUCAGCCCUCGCGACCCUGAACAAGAAGGAAAACUCCAAGGUUGCGCUGUUUGCGCGCCAAAUCCUCAUCCAGUCGCAGCUGCCCUCGUUCAACCGCCGCCGUCUCGACGUCGAGGUCUUUUUCCAGUCUGCCGUCGAAUCCAUCGGCGAGCAGUGCGCGCAAAAGCUGCAGGAGCUGGUCGACACUGGCUCGUCCAUUUUCGACGUGCUCGUCACCUUCUUUUACCACAACAACCUUGCCAUCCAGCUCGCCGCGCUGGAGGUCUACGUCCGACGCUCGUACACUGCCUACCUCAUUCAAAGCAUUCGUCACGAGCCGAUCGACAGUGGCCGCCGGCACUUGGUGAUGUGGCGGUUUAUUCUGCCGUCGUCGCAUCCCUCGCUCCAGUCGGUGGUCCAGCGCCAGCGCAGCAACUCCAACCCUUCCCGCCCACAGCUCCGCAAGACCAUCAGCACUGGCGAGGGCAUUGGACUUCGUGCCGAUGACACGUCGAGCGAGAUUUCGAUCGCCCGCACGGGCAUUAUGGGCGCCUUUGACACUGUGGCGGACUUUGAGCAGCACAUUGACGAAAUUCUGCAGCGCUUCCCCCGCCGCACAAACCCGCUGACCACGAGCGGCUACCAGCGCGCCUCAUUCACGUCGCUCCCGCAGCUGUCGUCGCAGCACCCGCCCACCCAAGUCAUCGAGUCUGGCUUGACCCCGUCUCCCUCACUGCAGUCGCUCGACACAAUGAAUGCUGCCUACGUGGCUGCUGCCGGCUCAGCGCCGCCGUCGCCGUUCUUUAUGAGCCCCAGCGGCGCCGUCAUGUCGAUGGACAACACUGGCCACGCCAGCGGUACGUCCACCCCGACUUCUUCCGCCUUGGCCGGUGCCACUUCAGUGAAUGCGGCGUCGGCUUCGGCCGCCCCAGCGCUUGCCGAAGCACUCAAAGACGAGCCUGCCAACAUUCUCAACAUUGCCAUCAAGCCUCCGAACGGCAUGGACGAUGCCGAGCAAGACCCGCUCCUCAUCGAGAGCUUCCAAGAAGCGCUGCAGUCGCGCGUCGAGCAGUUGCACGAGUGCGACAUUCGCCGCGUCACCUUCCUCGUGCUGCGCAAGGACGGCUACCCGCGCUUCUUCACCUUCCGCGCAAGCUCCAACUUUAAGGAAGACUCCAUCUACCGCCACAUUGAGCCCGCGCUGGCCUUCCAGCUCGAGCUGUUCAAGCUGUCCAACUAUCGCAUCAAGCUGUGCCCGGCCUCGAACAACCGCCUGCACUUUUACUACUCUGAGGGCAAGGUGCAGGCUGGCCAGCCCGUGGCCGAUCGUCGCUUCUUUGUGCGCGUCAUCAUUCGUCAUGCGGAUUUGAUCUCGAGCAACACGUCGCUCGACUACUUCUUCUCCGAGGGCGAACGCCAGAUGAUUGAGGCAUUGGACGAGAUUGAGCUCAACAUGAGCAACCCGGCGUUCGGCUUGACCGAUUGCAACCACAUUUUCAUGAACUUUGCGCCUGUUGUGCUGCUCGACCCUCUGGCGCUCGUCGAGCCGCUGCGUGACCUCGUCAUCCGUCACGGCAAGCGUCUGUGGAAGCUUCGCGUCAUGCAGGCUGAAAUCAAGAUGAAUGUUCGUCGCCACUCUGGCUCCCCUGUCAGCCCUGUGCGCUACUUUGUGCACAACCACACUGGCUUCUGCCUGACCAUCCACGCCUACCGCGAAGUCGAGGAUCCCCGCACUGGCAAGAUGAUCUUUGAGACGGUUGGCGCGCGUGCUGGCCCGCUGCACGGACACGAAGUCUCGGCCCCUUACCUGACCAAGGACCACCUGCAGCUCAAGCGCUAUGCUGCCCAGUCCAGCGGCUCGACCUACGUGUACGACUUGCCCGAGCUUUUCCGAGAGGCCCUCUGGCAAAUUUGGCAGCAGCACUCGCAAAAGAUGGCCACCGUGUCGCAGCGCGUGGACAUUCCCGAUCCGCUGCUCAACAUGACCGAGCUCAUUCUCGACGAAAACGACAACUUGAUUGCCGUCAACCGUCCGCCAGGCUCGAACAAGAUUGGCAUGGUGGCCUGGCGUCUGGAGGUGUUUACUCCCGAGUGCCCGGAUGGUCGCGAAAUUAUUCUGAUUUCCAACGACAUUACCCACCAAAUUGGCUCGUUCGGCCUCCGCGAAGACACGCUGUUCAAGCGCGCCUCAGAGCUGGCCCGCUCGCUCGGCUUGCCACGCAUUUACGUGUCGGCCAACUCUGGCGCGCGCAUUGGUCUCGCCGAAGAGGUCAAGAAGUGCUUCCGCGCGGCGUGGAUUAGCGACGCGCAUCCCGCCAAGGGCUUUAGGUACCUGUAUGUGACGCCCGACGACUACAAGCAGCUGUCCACGACCCAGUCUGUCAACGCCGAGCUCAUCGAGGAGAAUGGCGAGUCGCGGUACCGUCUGCUCGACAUUAUUGGCGCCCAGGAUGGCCUCGGCGUGGAGAACUUGCGUGGCUCUGGCAUGAUUGCCGGCGAGACGUCGCUGGCCUUUGACGAGACGUACACGCUGACCAUUGUGUCGUGCCGCUCGGUCGGUAUUGGUGCCUACCUCGUCCGUCUGGGCCAGCGCACCAUUCAAGUCGAGUCUUCGCACAUUAUUCUGACUGGCGCGAACGCCCUGAACAAGGUUCUUGGUCGCGAAGUGUACACGAGCAACCAGCAGCUCGGCGGCACGCAAAUCAUGUACUGCAACGGCGUGUCGCACGUUGCUGUCGCCGACGAUUUUGCCGCCGUCCACUCUGGCCUCUCGCUGCUGUCGUAUGUUCCUCGGCGCAAGGGUGCUCCGCUCCCCGUCAUGCGCGCCAUCGACCCCGUCGACCGCAUGAUUGACUACGUCCCGCCAAAAGCCCCAUACGAUCCCCGCUGGAUGCUUGCUGGUCGUCACGAGCCGACCGACCCGUCGACCCCCGCCGCAUCGAACGUUGUGCAGGGUGGGCAUCGUCGCAACAAUUCGCUCGGCAGCUCGAGCUCGAUCAACCCGUCCAACUCGAGCUCCCCACAAGCGUCACCGAUGCCGUUCACCCCCCUCACUCCGGCACACUUGCAGUCGUCGCAAUCGAGCACCAGCAAUGCCGCCAGUGGCCACUCGUCCCAGUCGCACUCGCCCGCAAUGUCCCUCUCGACGCCCUUCUCUGCGCCGCCGCUCAACUUGGGCAAGUGGCAGUCUGGCUUCUUUGAUCACGACUCGUUCAUCGAGACGAUGGGUGGCUGGGCGCAAACGGUCGUCACCGGCCGCGCUCGCCUCGGCGGCAUCCCCGUGGGUGUCAUUGCUGUCGAAACGCGAACGGUGGAGUUGCUCAUCCCGGCCGAUCCUGCCAACCCGGACUCUGAGUCGCAGGUCAUCCAGCAGGCCGGCCAGGUGUGGUUCCCCAACUCUGCCUACAAGACGGCACAAGCCAUCAAGGACUGCGAUCGCGAAGAGCUCCCGCUCUUUGUGUUUGCCAACUGGCGCGGCUUUUCCGGCGGCGCCCGCGACAUGAUGGACCAAGUGCUCAAGUUUGGCGCUUACAUUGUCGACGCUCUGCGCGAGUACAAGCAGCCAGUGCUCGUGUACAUUCCUCCGAACGGCGAGCUGCGCGGAGGCGCGUGGGUCGUCGUGGAUCCGACCAUCAAUCUCGACAUGAUGGAAAUGUACGCCGACGAGACGAGCCGCGGCGGCGUCCUCGAACCGGAGGGCACGGUGGAGAUCAAGUACCGCCGUCGCGACCUCAUCCUGACCAUGGAGCGUCUCGACUCGUUGUACGCAGACCUGUCCGCUCAGCUGAAGGCAGUCGACGGCAAGCUUGCCGUCGAGACGGGCAAGCUCCAAAAGCAGCUCCAGCGUCUCCAGCAGCUGCACGCGUCCCAGCAGCCACUGACGCACCAAGGCAUGAUGCCGCAGGCGCUCGCCACGUCCCAGUCGCUCGAGCAGCCCACAAAGUCGGAGGAGCACCUCCAGCUCGAAGCCGAGCGUGCCACGCUUGCCCAGCGCAUGGCAACGCGCGAGGCCGAGCUGCUGCCCGUGUACCACCAAGUGGCCAUCACGUUUGCCGACUUGCACGACACGCCUGGUCGCAUGAAGGCCAAGGGCACCAUCAGUGAGGUGCUGCAAUGGCGCUCGGCCCGCAAGUUCCUCUACUGGCGUCUGCGCCGUCGUAUCGCCGAGGAGACGCUCCGCAAGAAGAUUAUGCAGGCGAACGGCGAGCUGACUGUGGGCCAAGCCGUGUCGGUCAUGCGCCGCUGGCUGGUCGAAGCCAAGGGCGCGGUCGGUCUCACCUACUGGGACGACAACCGCGCGAUGGCCGAGUGGUUUGAAACGUCGCAGCAGGAGGUCUCCCACAACAUUCAGAUGAUGCGCCAGGCGUACGUGGUCGAGAAGGUCCGCAAGCUCAGCGACGAAGGCCAGGAUGUUGCGCUGACCUCAAUCUUCCACCUCAUCCAUGUUCUCUCGCCCGCCCAACGCGAGGAUGUUGUCAAGAUGCUGCUCAACGCCAACGCCGGCGCCUCGACCGGCUCGGCGUCCGAUUCCAGCAGCGCUGUUUCCCCCGGCGACGUAUGAGUUUUGGUUUUUUCGAGUUUGCUUUUUUUUGUGAGCGUGUGUGUUUGUGUUUUUGGAGGCUGUUGUUUGGUCUGUGUGUGUUUUGUAUGUGUGCAUGGGGCAUGUUCUAAUCGCAAAGUGUGCAUUUUUCCCGCUG
Messenger RNA from Capsaspora owczarzaki ATCC 30864, 7636 nucleotides. RefSeq names its product acetyl coenzyme A carboxylase alpha. Lineage: Eukaryota; Filasterea; Ministeriida; Capsasporidae. Gene Ontology annotation, molecular function: acetyl-CoA carboxylase activity; metal ion binding; ATP binding. The record is from RefSeq and is a predicted model, not a curated record. The coding region runs from base 34 to 7500 and encodes 2488 amino acids. Gene Ontology annotation, biological process: fatty acid biosynthetic process. The transcript is spliced from 2 exons.